AUGGGAGUGCUCUUCACCCAGGGCUUUGGCCACUACCAGUGGUUCUACACCAACAAUCUCCUCCGGGAAACCGUGCCCGAAUUCGACAUGAGGUAUGGGAAACACGUGCGGAACGCCUUCAUUGGAUUCACUUCCUCUGUGGUGGCCGACACCUUGUGCAAUCCCAUCCGGGUACUGAAAGUGAACCGACAAACCUCCUUAACCCGGACAGGCUUUUGGGCGGCAGUUGAUGGCAUCGUUGGUGUCCGGACACAGAUGUGUUCACUGGUUACUGGUUUGUUUCGUUGGGGCGCGUUUGAGUAA
Molecule: messenger RNA, 303 nt
Organism: Durusdinium trenchii
Lineage: Eukaryota; Dinophyceae; Suessiales; Symbiodiniaceae
Source: the annotation of a GenBank genome assembly